Passer domesticus (house sparrow) is the source of this 4600-nucleotide messenger RNA. It is a transcript of the gene KCTD6, whose product is annotated as potassium channel tetramerization domain containing 6. The record is from RefSeq and is a predicted model, not a curated record. Gene Ontology annotation, biological process: protein homooligomerization. The coding region runs from base 3170 to 3883 and encodes 237 amino acids. The transcript has 2 exons. NCBI's taxonomy places the organism in Eukaryota, Metazoa, Chordata, Aves, Passeriformes, Passeridae. Gene Ontology annotation, molecular function: protein binding.
GUGUGUCGAGUGUAAAGUGAUGACCUGAGUGCUUUUCUUGCUUCUCACUGUGCCAUUCCAGUUGUGGCUGGGCUGUGGCAGGAGCCCCAGUGGCCGUGUCACUGCUGUGUGUCCUGUCCCUGCAUGCAGAGCAGUGUCACAACAGCAGGACUGUGCUUUGACACCCUCUGCUCCCACCACAGAGGGCCAUCCUGUUUGGCUGAACUGUGUCAGCAAUUUGUCUGACUGAAUUUCACUUCAAAUAUUUUUUGUGGUUAUCAAAUGUAGGCUGCCUUGGGAUAUGGCUGUGUGUCAUCUGUAAUUUGCUGUCUGGACAGGAGUAGCUGUGUUGGCAGGCUUGUCCCUGCGUGCAGUCCAUUGGUGUGUGACACAAGGACAGAGCUGGCUGGAGGCUGCCUGUGCUGGGGGAUGGAUGGAGUGUGUGCCCACCCCCCUGGUGAUCACUGUAUCCCAUCCAGGAGGGUUAAAGCAUCAGGGAAAGGGCAUGUGCCAUGAAGGGUGUCCAUCCUCAGCCUUGCUGUGAGGUGGGUGGUGAGUCCUUAGCUCAGGUUGUACCCAAACUAAGCUACUUUCACCUGUGAAGUUGUCUAGAAAUUCAGAGCUCCCAGGCUGACGAGGGAAGUAGUGAAGAGUUAGGAUCACACUCGGGCAUUUUGGGAUGGGCUCCUGGCACAUUGCUCGUUAUUCAAGAAAACUGGGAUGUUCAGGCAGCUGGUGGAGUGGUUAGGUGUGCUCCAGAGACAGUCCUGUGGGUGAUGUGGUGGGAGAAGGAGGGAGAAGAGGGUGCUUUUGUGUGGCACAUCUCGCUCCAGCACUGGUCUGCCAGGGAGGUCUGUGUGUGCCUUGUGGUUCUGGGUCCUUACACAGAGGUCACAGAGAUUUCUCCAUGCCCCUUCUGUGUUGAGGGCUAGGUUUGUUCCAGAUGAUUGCUCUUGUAAAUUUUUCACUCCGGUGUUACACAGCAGUGCUGUGAUCAAAGAUGAAAUCAUGCCUUUGCACCGGCUUGCAGUGUCAUCUCUUUCUUUCCCUGAUGAAGUCUUGAUUCAUCUGCACUGGACUUACAUGCUGACCAAAAUAACCUCAUAUUCACUAGUUAAAUUAACACUGAUGGACAUCUCUGCCUUUGAAAUAUUCUGGAUGUGUAAUUUGAGUUAAUUUUAUUAAGACUGCAGAUCUCUUCUGUCAUGAUUACUGGUGAGGUUUCUGGCUGGCUGCAUCAUUUCACUCUCAAGUGAGUAUCAGAAACCUGUACCAGUCUCAUAUGGUUUUAAUGCAUCUGCAUAUUAUCCUGGUCUUGUACUUGACCAGAGUAACACCUUCAAGUGCUGGAAUUUAAAAGGUCUGGUCUAUUGCUAAAAGUUUACAAACUGUACUUGAGUGACAAUUCCAAAAAACCCACAAAAACCAUAACCAAACAAAAAAACUCCAAAAAAACCCCAAACAAACAAACCCACAAAAAACCCAAACCCAAAAACUCCCUAAAAACCAAAACAAAAUGAAACAGCAAAACCCUGAAAGAAUUCACUUCUUGAUUUGUGAGCAGUUAAAAAAAUAAUUACAGAGGCUGGCAGAAGAGCUGGCAUUCCAGGUUUAUCUGCUGUUGGGGGAUGUGCUUUAAUGUACUCUCUUGAGGCAUGCUCUGUCUCUAAUUUGUAAAAAUAGGAUCCUGGUAUGACUUGUUCUGUAUCUUGGUAUUCCUUAGUCUUCUGUUGUCUGACCUCACUAUUUUCAUAUUUUGUUUUUUUACUCUUUAAUCCACCUGAGAUGCAGCUGGGGCUGUGCUUGUGCUGCUGGGUCCCACAGACCUGACCUGCUGGAUGCUGUUUUGCCCAGGCUGUGAUUUGGGCAGGGCAGCAGGGCACAGAGAGGUGGGAUGUGCUGCCUUGUUCCAUGGUGAAUGAAACCAACCACAUUUCCUAGGAAUGAGAAGGGCAAGUUAUCUUUUUUGGUUGGGAAUUAACUGUGAACUUUCAGUCAUUUUGCAGUGUGGGGCUCUGGCUUGGCUAAAUCUUCGUGCUGCCUUUAGCUGGGUGUCUGUAUGUUGAAGUUUGUUAGUAAAGAGGAUGGGACCAGAAGUCUUGGGAACUGUGUGGUCUUUUAAGAUGUAAAAAUAAACAAAGCUGAGAAGCUCUACCCUACUUAAAACAGGCUGACCUAAAUUUUCAGCAAUUCUAGCAGAGAGGCAGGCUCUAGGUAGGGAUAAAGGCUUACUGACAAAUGGCUUCCCUGUCCUUCCAUCGCUUGACAAGGUUGACAGGCCACCUUUGGCACAUCAGCACUGGGCUCUGAGGUCAUUCACUUCCCCCUUCUUGAGCUGCACAGCCUGGCUGUGGAUUUGCCUUGUGCUUGUGUGGACAGUCCCCUUGUUAUGCAAGUCAACAGUUCAGCAUCUCCUGGGAAGUCACAGCAGGAAUCUCUUCUCAAAUUGCUUUUGUUGGAGUGUGUUGACAGCAUGUUAGAUGUCCUCUGGCUUGUCCCUACAGAGAUUGCUUUUGAGAGUAGGUGUCUGGGAAGUCCUUUCCUACUCUUUGUCUGUAGAUUAAUGUUCUUACUAUCAGUUGCAGUUCUCUACUACUGAAUUAUUAAUUCUGCAGUGAGAGUUUUUUUCUUCUUAGUGUUCAUUGACUUUCAUGCUUGAUUUAUUUUUCUGAGCAGUUUGAAACUGGAGCAUGGGAAUGUUGACUAAUAUUAACAGAUCACAUGUGUGACCUCAGAGGUGGCUAAAUAAACUUUUUUAAUUGGGAAAAUGACAUCUGUCUUUCAAAGUAAUCACAGUUUCCCAGGUGAAAGGUUGCUUGUGAACAUGUAUUGCCCUCAGAGGCACAUUGCUUGUUAUUCAAGAAAACUGAGAUGUUCAGGCAACUGGUGGAGUGGUUAGGUGUGCUCCAGAGACAGUCCUGUGGGUAAUGUGAUGGGAGAAGGAGGGAGAAGAGGGUUUGCAGAUUCUCCUGCUAAUGUGACUUUGUAGCUGAAUGCUUUCCUGGCAGAGAGCCGGCCUUUGAUUGGAAAGCAUUCCCCUUGGUGUUCUUGUAGGUACUGAUGGUCUGCCAUGUUUUGUUCUGUGUUUGUGUGUGCUUUUUCCUGCAGGGAGAUAAGAGGAGAGGAAUUGUGUAUCCUUUCAGCAGCCUUCUGUUAAACUUGGAACACCACAGCUCAAGCACGUGAACAGAUGGAUAAUGGAGACUGGGGAUAUAUGAUGACUGAUCCAGUCACGCUAAAUGUGGGUGGACACAUGUAUACGACCUCCCUCACAACUCUAACGAGAUAUCCUGACUCAAUGCUCGGGGCCAUGUUCAGGGGAGACUUCCCCACUGCCAGGGACUCUCAGGGCAAUUACUUUAUUGACAGAGAUGGACCACUUUUCCGUUAUGUUCUUAACUUUUUAAGGACCUCAGAGCUCACUUUGCCACUGGACUUCAAGGAGUUUGACCUGCUCCGGAAGGAAGCAGACUUCUAUCAGAUUGAACCCUUAAUUCAGUGUCUUAAUGACCCCAAGCCGCUGUAUCCUGUGGAUACCUUUGAGGAGGUGGUGGAGCUGUCCAGCACCCGGAAGCUUUCCAAGUACUCCAACCCGGUGGCUGUGAUCAUCACGCAGCUCACCAUCACGACGAAAGUCCACGCGCUGCUGGAAGGCAUUUCAAACCACUUCACCAAGUGGAACAAGCACAUGAUGGACACCAGGGACUGCCAGGUGUCCUUCACCUUCGGGCCAUGUGAUUACCACCAGGAAGUGUCGCUGCGAGUGCAUCUCAUGGAGUACAUCACAAAGCAAGGCUUCACGAUCCGCAACACCAGAGUGCAUCACAUGAGCGAGCGUGCCAACGAAAACACAGUGGAACACAACUGGACUUUCUGCAGACUGGCACGGAAAACAGAUGACUGAUUCUGACUCCACAGGAGCCACUUCAGUGAUUAGCAACUUAAUUGGACAGUGAACCCAAGAGAGUCUGGAUUUUGACUAAAGCAACAAUAUGGGCUUUUUUUAUACGACUAUUUAUUGUUUAUCAGUGAGGACUGGAGGAGUUUCAUUCUCUAGCAGCUCUGUUCUUUUGUCCAGUUCAGAAAAAAAACCGUGCAUGUGCCUGUUCAGUCAAGACACCUUUUUGUUUGAAAGAGGGAGUCCGAAGAAUCAGUACAAUAGGGUAUUUUGUGUCAUUAACACAAUCCUCUGACUUGACUCAAAGUGCUAAAAUUACCUCUUGUUUAAAUGGUUUCUAAUCCGUUUAAUGCUAUGACACUGGGAGCAAGAAACAAAAAAAAGAUUUUAAAAUGCAGUUGGGGAGAAGCUGCUAUUGUGUAGACUAAUAUAGUUUCUAAAUCAAUAAACAGUAUUGUAAUAUUCUAGGAAAACAGAUCCCACCCUUUAAAAGUACUUGAUAAGUACAGUUUCUUACAGUUAUGACAACUGUUUCUUUCUAUGCAUAUAAAUCAAGCAACCAAAUAUUAUCUGUAGCCAUGGAAAUAUGAUUACAAAUAUUUAUAUUGGAUUCUAAAUGCAAAAUGUCCCUGUGGUAGAAUUCAUAUUUUUAAUGCCUGGUGCAAUAUUAUUCCCAAGUGUAAUGCCUGCCAGAAGAAGCUAAUAAAAAUGUGAAAUACAGAA